Messenger RNA from Dinoponera quadriceps, 3519 nucleotides. Its product is annotated as tripartite motif-containing protein 2-like. Gene Ontology annotation, molecular function: protein binding; serine-type endopeptidase activity; zinc ion binding. Gene Ontology annotation, biological process: proteolysis. Lineage: Eukaryota; Metazoa; Arthropoda; Insecta; Hymenoptera; Formicidae. The record is from RefSeq and is a predicted model, not a curated record.
CACUCACACAUGCCAGAAACGCCGAUCCAUUACUGAGCGUGCGACACCGGACGUUCAACGAUAAAAAAAAGCCGCGGUUUUACUUUUUGCAGAUACUUAAGGAACACACACACACUUGUUGCAUGCGGCUAUACGAGAUCCGCAGGUGAUAAACCGAAACAAUGUAGCUUUUGUAUUUACGAGAUGGGGUAUUCAUUAAGAUUGCUUACAUUCUUUAAGAGAGAAGGGGAGGGGGGAAAGCGAAAGCGAAAGUAAAGGAAAAAACGAUAGAGAGAGAGAGAGAGAGAGAGAGAGAACGAUAUACGCAAUAGAGAUUACUUAUACUACCGAGCUUUUCUAUUUUUAUUUAUUUACAAACAUAGGCGAGAAACGGUAUUGUGUCUUGAUUUUAAACCUCUGGUUGUGAAUACAUGCAUAUUUUCUACGGACUUGUUCGCGCGGGGGAAAUGCGCGUUGCGAAAUGAUACGAGCCCGCUCGACGACGACGUCGUCGAUGUUGCACUUGAACGCGGUAGCACCUUCGCGCUUGGAACAGCAACACACCGAAUGGCCAAAUGUUGCGGUGUCGCCACGCUAGACAACGCUUCCGACUAUGUAGGCGCGACGUUGAAAGCGACUCCGGUUUGACUUGACUCGUUUGAAAGUGACAACGCGACGCAACGCGGCUCGCAUUGCCUCCGAUUCGUCUCAAUAAAGAAACUUCGAGUUGAACACGCCGCUGCGUCUCUGUUCAACCUGCCUUCCGAGUCGCCCGAUCAAAAUCCGAAAAUCGUGGGCGGCCUUACCGCCAAUGAAGGACAAUUCCCUUAUCAAGCGUCCCUUCGUUUUCGCGAUCGACAUUUCUGCGGCGGCUCCGUUAUAAACAAUCGUUGGAUCCUCACAGCUUCCCAUUGUCUGACAAGUUUUAACGACACGGCCAUUACCGUCGUGCUGGGCACAAUCACCUUGGACAAAGAUGGUGACGUGUACACCUCGGUGAAGAGAGUGAUACAUCCCGGUUACAGUCCCACCCUCAUCUGGAACGACAUCGGACUAAUCCAGGUUAACAAGGACAUUGUCUACGGCGACAAUGUACAACCGAUUGCUCUGCCUAGCCAUAACUUCGAAAAGUCUAAUUAUUCGGCGACGCUGUCCGGAUGGGGCACGACCGAUUAUCCGGGUGAAGCACCGAACAAACUGCAGCACAUUAAUCUGACGGUGAUCGACCAAAAGGAAUGCUUGCGCUCCAGCUUUCGCAUCACCAACAACAAUAUCUGCACACUCAACCAAAAGGGCGAAGGAGCCUGUCACGGUGACUCCGGUGGUCCUCUGGUGGCUGAUGACGAGCAGAUCGGAGUAGUGUCCUGGGGAAUACCGUGCGCCAAAGGACGCCCGGACGUGUUCACGCGGACCUUCUCCUACAUAAAUUGGAUCAACAAGCAUAUAAAGACGCGGCUCGGGGAGAGGAUGGUCAGCAUGAGUUCAAUGCUCGUGGAGACAGUCAGCAUAAAUUAUGAAGAUUUCAAUGAGAGUUUCUUAACAUGCGGCACUUGUCUCUGCGUUUACGAUGGCAGUGAGCACACACCUAAAUUGUUACCAUGUUCACAUACGGUAUGCCUGCAUUGUCUGACAAGAAUUGCCGCGUCGCAGACGCGGGAAACGGGGGCGUUCAGAUGCCCCAUUUGUAGAGAAUUAAUAACAAUCCCCCGUGGAGGGGUGUCCGCGCUGCCGCCGAGUUUUCUCGUGAACCAACUUCUGGACCUCAUGUCCCGGCAGAGACGAGAGGUCAUCCCAAAGUGUUCAGUUCAUAUUAAUCAGGAAUUGUUAUUUUGCGAAACUUGCGACACGGUGUUUUGUACAGUGUGUACAGGCGGGACCCACGCGGGAACAUCACCGGGAUGCACGGAACACACCAUCAUCCCGUUCAGCAUCGCGAUCAAACGGAUGUCCGAGAUAUUGCUGUACAAAGCCAACGAGUGUAUAUCCAAGUUAACACAGGCACAAGAUUCCGUGAGCACGGAACUGCAGCGUUUGGAGGCCUCCACGGAGAGAUGUUUGAACGCGGUGGACACGGAGUUCGCGGAGAUCAUCGCCAAGAUAGAGAGACGCCGGUCCGAGCUGCAGGCUGCUGUGAGCGCCGCCGCGCGCGACAAGAAGCACGUGCUCGAGGAACAGCACUCUCUCAUCGAGGCGGAGAAGAGCAAGGUGGAGAGGGAAUGCGAAGGACUGCAAUAUCAGGUCGAGGUCCGGAACAUUACUCAACGUAUAAACAGCCUGUCGGAUCAGCUCGAUGCGGCGACUGCCCUCAGCGAACCCAAGGAGAACGCCUUCAUCACGUUCGAAUUCAAUCACAACGACGCUCUCGCGCAGUUGGAGCAAGCACUGAACAACUUAGGACGAGUACGUUCUAGUACAACAUUGCCAGGUCUGUGUCGGGCCAGGCUGAAAGAUCUAGCGAUAGUGAAGCUACAAGCGACCGUCCUAGUCGAGACGGUGGAUUAUCACGGUCAUCCACGCAACGUCGGCGGCGAUCUUAUCGGUGCCGAGCUGACGCCCGCGGACAACAUUCAUGCGGAAAAUCAAAGCUCUCCCAUCGAGACGGAGGUGAAGGACCUGGAGAACGGAACUUAUGAGAUCUACUUCCGCCCGCCGACCGCGAGCCGAUACGUCUUGAAGGUGUCGGUGUUUGAGCGUCCGAUCAAGGACUAUCCGUUGUUCUUUGACGCGACCGAGCACAAUGAACCGAUCAAGGUGUACGGGAGACGCGGUAACGGGAAGGACGAAUUCCACCAGCCGGUCUCGGUCGCUGUGGAUGACGAAGGGAUGAUCUUCAUUCUGGAUACUGGGAAUUCUCGCAUCAAAGUACUCAAUUGUGACUUGGAGUUUCAAAGACACAUCAACAACGAAGGCCUGGAGGGCCGCAGUUGCACGGGGAUAGGUAUUUCUCAGCAGGGUCUCGUGGUCGUUAACUGGCGGACGCGAACGAUUACGGAGAUGACUUCGUUAGGCGACACAAUCCGAUCCUUUUCGCACAACGCGUUUCAAGAACCGAUAGACAUUGCGGUGGACAAGAGUUACGGGCACAUACUCGUCGCUGACAAUGGUCAAAGCUGCGUGUUCGUGUUUGACUCAGACGGCAAGAUACUAUUUCAGGUCGGUAAGAGAGGCACGUUCAAGCUGAUCAGUUCCGUCACUGUCGGUCCGGACGGUGAGAUUUUAGUUGCCGACAGUAGGAUUCAGGUGUUUUCCGCGAAGGGAGAUUUCUCCGAAGAAAUAUAUUCCGAGGGGAAAGGAAAAGGCAUUUACGGUGGGAUAGCCACAGACACGGAGGGCAAGAUACUCGGUACCCGCACCGACAAGGGUCGCAGCAUAAUACAAGUGUUGAAGCUAGGCGGGGGCAAUAUCUUAACCGAGAUCGACUCUCACAGCUCGAAAUUGCGACGUCCUGCGGGCAUAGCUGUGCUACCGGACAAUCAUCUGGUGGUGGUGGACCUCGGCAAUGAUUGUAUAAAGAAAUACAGGUACUGGUAAGAGAAUCAA